Messenger RNA from Helianthus annuus (common sunflower), 1115 nucleotides. Its product is annotated as proteasome subunit beta type-5-B. Gene Ontology annotation, cellular component: proteasome core complex. The record is from RefSeq and is a predicted model, not a curated record. The coding region runs from base 3 to 971 and encodes 322 amino acids. Lineage: Eukaryota; Viridiplantae; Streptophyta; Magnoliopsida; Asterales; Asteraceae. The transcript is spliced from 8 exons. Gene Ontology annotation, molecular function: threonine-type endopeptidase activity.
UUAUGAGAUCCACACCAACCGGGUCAAAUAUCGGAUCUCAAGUUAUAUUGUUGUUCAAGAAAUCACUCUCUCAUACAUUCAACCUUUUGUCUGUUAAAUCAAACGCAUUAACGAUCUGUUCUACACUUCUCGAUCAAAAGGUGAAAAUCAUGAAGUUUGACUUUAGUGGACUAGAAUCAAGUGCACCACUCUACGGGUUAAAUAACGAGUUGCUGUCUGAUGGGUUCUCAGCUGCCCCUUCAUUUGAUCUUCCGGUCACAUCAGAUUUUGAUGAUUUCCAGAAGAAUUCUAUCCAAAUGGUAAAGCCAGCAAAGGGGACAACAACCUUGGCUUUUAUCUUCAAGGAUGGUGUGAUGGUUGCUGCUGAUUCCCGAGCUAGCAUGGGAGGCUAUAUCUCAUCUCAAUCUGUGAAGAAAAUCAUUGAAAUUAAUCCCUAUAUGCUGGGUACAAUGGCUGGAGGAGCUGCAGAUUGCCAGUUCUGGCACAGAAAUUUAGGUAUUAAGUGUCGUUUGCAUGAAUUAGCAAACAAGAGAAGAAUUUCAGUCACCGGUGCUUCAAAAUUGCUGGCAAAUAUAUUAUAUUCUUAUCGUGGAAUGGGUUUGUCUGUCGGGACAAUGAUUGCAGGAUGGGAUGAAAAGGGUCCAGGCCUGUAUUAUGUAGACAGUGAAGGAGGACGCCUGAAGGGAACAAAGUUCUCAGUUGGGUCUGGUUCACCUUAUGCUUACGGUGUACUAGAUAGCGGGUACAAAUAUGAUUUGACAAUUGAUGAAGCUGCUGAAUUGGCUAGAAGAGCCAUUUAUCAUGCAACGUUCCGUGAUGGAGCUAGUGGUGGUGUUGCUAGUGUUUAUCAUGUGGGCCCAAACGGAUGGACAAAGCUAUCGGGUGAUGAUGUUGGUGAACUUCACUAUUCAUACUAUCCUGUUGAACCAGCCACCGUUGAGCACGAAAUGACGGAAGCUGUAGUUGCCUGAGUCGAACGGAUUGCUGUUGGUAAUUUGUCAAAAAAAAAACAUUGGAGCAUGAUGUACUUUUGUUAUGAUUUUACAUGUUCGAAUGACAUUAACUUGUUUUUUUCUUGUUUAUCGCUAGAGUUUGCCAUUCGUAUCGUUUCUUCA